UCCAUUCGUUUCCACCCCAUCCACCCGUUGCGACGCCACCAUCACCCCUCCUACAGCUGUUUCCAUCUCCUCCCUCCCGUUUCACUCUUUUCCGCUUCUUUUUAUCCCCACCUCCCCCCUCUCUCCCUCUCUUCAAGAGAGGAGAGAGGGGUGGACCGCCGUCGUCGCUGAUUUCAUGGGCUCGGCCAACCAUUCGCCGGGUUCAGACGAUGCAGCGAUGGCCACGGCGGACGAGAUGUUCUCCAAGCGCGGCUGCUGCUGCUUCUUUGUGCCCUGGCCUAACAAGGCCUGGGAGAGGAUAAUGCCCCCGGCGUCGGAGCGGACCGACGGGGCCUGCCCCGCGGCGAGCCGGCGGUGGUGGUGCAGAGGAUGGAAGGCUAUCCUCAAGGUGCGGGAGUGGUCCGAGCUCGUGGCCGGCCCCCGGUGGAAGACCUUCAUCCGCCGGUUCCGCCGCCGGCCCCGGAACGGCGGCGGAGGCAAGCCCGGCGGCAGGUUCGGGUACGACCCCAUGAGCUACGCCCGCAACUUCGACGAGGGGCAGGGCAGCGACUCGGACGGCGACACCGUCCGGCGGGGUUUCUCCGCCAGGUACGCCACCCCGCCCGCGUUGGCCAAGUCGUCGAUGGACUUGGGGGGCCUCAACGACGCGCCGCUCCUCGUCGGCUACGCCCACUGAGGAGGAGGAGGACGCCGAUUUUGAGGUAAUUGAUUUGUGGAUAUUGGUCAACCAGCCUUGCAAGAUGAUGAGGUAACUCAUGGUUCUUUCUUUCUUGCUAUUUCUUCUGUUGUCACCAUUAUCCACCAUUUGAAUUUGUUGCUUAAUUCUGGAUAAAGAUACUCUCUAUAACGAUAUGGAGCAAGCAGUGGCACAAGCGAGAUCAACAAGUUUGAGAUCUUCAAUGGAGAGUCAAAGAAGGUCUACACAGAUGUUGCAUUACCUGAAAUGUGCUGCAACCGAUGAAGAUGACGCUGGUUUUUAUUUUCUUCAUGUUAAUUUGGAAAUGAGAUUUUGAUGAACUCUAAUUGGCCAUUACUGACUGAAUCUUACUGCUAUGGAUUAUUGUUUAGUGUGAGUAAUAAUGUAGAUCAUCUGCUAACCAUUAGCUCGAUGUAAUUCUAUCAGAUUAGAACUUUUUAGAAGAAAUACUCAGUUUUCUUUUCCUCCA
Musa acuminata AAA Group (dessert banana) is the source of this 1166-nucleotide messenger RNA. RefSeq lists its product as uncharacterized. The record is from RefSeq and is a predicted model, not a curated record. NCBI's taxonomy places the organism in Eukaryota, Viridiplantae, Streptophyta, Magnoliopsida, Zingiberales, Musaceae. The transcript has 2 exons. The coding region runs from base 176 to 676 and encodes 166 amino acids.